CAACGAGAUACCUUGUUCGCGUGUUUCCAGAUUUUACAUACUGUUUGUAAAGUAGAUUUCCAGUAAUCUGUUUUAGACGACUAGACUUACCUCCAACGAAUAUGUUCUUAAAGGGGCUGGUUAUAUUGCUUUUCCUGGUUUUGCCCUUCGAGCAAAGAACUCUGCUGGAGGAUAAUGAAAGUUUUUGCCGCCCUCACCUGUGCAAGUACGUCAGUUGCUGGAGAGAGGAAGCCUUAUGCAAAUACCCGGGAGCAAAGCGCAUUCCAAAGGGCGGUAUCUGUGGAUGCUGCGACAGAUGCGUUAUCGUGAAAAAACGAAACCAACAAUGUUUCGCACUCUCAGAAAGACAUGGUGCAAUUCCUAUAGAAUGUGAGGAAGGUACAGCUUGCAGUAUAGUUUCUCUAAGAUGUGAAUGAGAAGAAAGUAAAGCAAAAAAUAAUUGUUUGUGCCAUUUAAGCAGUCAUACGUCUACAGUUUCCUACCAAAUUCUACAACAGCAAAUCAACAGUUCGCUGUUAGCGAAUUUCGACAAAAGAAAACUGUAGUCAUAAUAUUUAUAUAA
This is a messenger RNA of Stegodyphus dumicola, 562 nucleotides long. RefSeq names its product receptor-type guanylate cyclase Gyc76C-like. Gene Ontology annotation, biological process: intracellular signal transduction; receptor guanylyl cyclase signaling pathway; cGMP biosynthetic process. Gene Ontology annotation, molecular function: adenylate cyclase activity; ATP binding; peptide receptor activity. Gene Ontology annotation, cellular component: plasma membrane. The record is from RefSeq and is a predicted model, not a curated record. Lineage: Eukaryota; Metazoa; Arthropoda; Arachnida; Araneae; Eresidae.